Molecule: messenger RNA, 1439 nt
Organism: Eucalyptus grandis
Lineage: Eukaryota; Viridiplantae; Streptophyta; Magnoliopsida; Myrtales; Myrtaceae
Product: NAC domain-containing protein 37
Exons: 6
Coding region: 171-1190 (339 amino acids)
Biological process (GO): regulation of DNA-templated transcription
Molecular function (GO): DNA binding
Source: RefSeq, a predicted model, not a curated record
AGGAAUUUCGAGCCGUGGCUGGUUGCUCUUCUCCUCCUCCUCCUCCUCCUCCCCCGUCGUCAUCAUCUCCUCCAGACUUUGUUCCGGCAAAUGUGAUAACGGAUGUGAAUCCUUUCAACUGUCUGCCUGAAACUUUGCCAGCUGAAAAUACGUGGUACUUCACGAACUCAAUGGAGAACAAGGGGGCAGAAGGUGGAUUCUGGAUACCUAGAGGAGAACCCCGUGAGAUAUUUGGUGAUGCUUUCAUCAAUGGUUGGGAAGAAACUCAUGAAUUCUACGAAGGACGAGGCCCGAAAGUUGAAAAAACUAAUUGGUCGAUGCUGGAGUACUAUAUGACUUCGAAGGUGUCAGGAGAAGCUCUUUCGGCAAAGGACGCGAAAUCGCUAUGCAAAGUCUUCCGCAGUAGCAGCUCGCCACUAUCUGACAGUAAAAUGCUGCAAAAUGCUGUGGGUACUGAGUUCUGUAGAGACAACUACCUUUACUCACUGCCUCCAGAUAAUUUCAACAUACCUACCGAGCAAUGUGUAACAAACCAGAUGCAGGUUAACACCACUUCCCGCAAUAUUAUGCGACGUGCAUCCAGUUUCUCUCCUAGCCAUCCCAUGGAAAGUCUGCCUGAGCUGGAUCAUAUUGAGUCUGGUGACUACUUAGAAUUGCUGGACCUUGACAUUCAACAAUCGCCAUCUUCCCGGUCAGAUAAUUCAAGCUGCAUGACCAUGUUGUCAGAUGAAAUCUUUGAUUAUCUGGUCGCAAUGCUGGACUCAGAAGCUGAAAGUGGAGAUCAUGUAGAGCAUAGGGAUGCUGGUUGCAACCUUAAUGUCUCUGAUUCUUCAAAACCAGAUGACCUUGUUGUCCAAGCAGUGAUUUCAGGAUUGCCUAUCGAAGAGAGAUCUUCACAGAAUGCCAGAGAUGGCAAACCAGUCAAUAGGGAUGGCAGUCCACCAUUGACUUUAGCUUCUCAGAGCCGCCAACUGUCGGACAGUAGACAGACACCAUCCGCUGAUGGAAGAAACAAGGCAGAUGGGAGGUUGAAAAAGCUCAAGAGGAAGUACCUUCCAACAUCGAGUUCUCAGAGUAGUGACGGGUCGAACAGCGGCCGAGCACCUUCUCCUGGUCCUGGCGGAAGGAGGAAGACUGAUGGAGCAUUGAAGAAGCUCCAGAAGAAGUACCUGUGCUUCAUGCCAUUCUAGUUCAUCUCUUCAGUACUCAGAGUCACAGAUGGGGCAUGCAGUCAAAAGGCAAAGUUUUGAUGAAGUAGGUCGGCAAUCCUACCACCUGCACUGAUGUUGUUCGGAUGCAUUCUGCUUCUUGUAGGGUGGAUUCUUUGUACAUACUAUAUGCUAUUUGAUGGAAUAUUCGUGAGUAAAUUGAGGUGGCAUCUGCCACCUGAGACUAUGUAGUAGAUUAUGGCAUUUGGGGGAAAUGGUUUUAUUUAUUCA